Molecule: messenger RNA, 5539 nt
Organism: Lagopus muta (rock ptarmigan)
Lineage: Eukaryota; Metazoa; Chordata; Aves; Galliformes; Phasianidae
Gene: RFX2
Product: regulatory factor X2
Exons: 17
Coding region: 1610-3793 (727 amino acids)
Biological process (GO): regulation of transcription by RNA polymerase II
Cellular component (GO): nucleus
Molecular function (GO): DNA-binding transcription factor activity, RNA polymerase II-specific; RNA polymerase II cis-regulatory region sequence-specific DNA binding
Source: RefSeq, a predicted model, not a curated record
CUAGGAGCUUCACCCCUGAGUGUUUGCUGUAGUGUGUGAAGGAGGUGAUAGCUUUAAUCCCAACCAUGGGCACAACCACCCCUUGGUGAUCUGUUUCAGUUGGUUUCACAGCCUGGGAACUCCACUUUCCUGAAGCAGAAUGCUGGGUGCAGGCACUGAGACAUGCCUGUCCACGUCCUCAGAGCCGCGUGGCAGCAGUUCCUCCAGCCCUGAGUUUAAUGGGCAAUGGGAAAAUAAAAUACUUUCCUGAUAGGGAUUUUGGGGAAACGCCUGUUAUUUCUUGGAGAUAUCAUGCUUUGGAGACAAGCACUGCAGGAAUAAAGGAUGCGUGGAGGCAGGAAGCGAGCUGGGUUUGGUACAAGGAUUUGCCUUGAUUCUGCUCUGUGCUGGUAUCAUUCAUGGGGUCACGUUUUUAUUCAUGUAGUAUAAAAAUGUGUUGUUUUCCAAAUAAAGACAGUUCCUUUCUGUGCUGUAGUUAAAACACAGCUAAUGGCUUUUCAGAGCAAAUUAUUAAACAGAGACUAAGCAAAAAAUGCUGAGAGAAAUGGAAAAUCCUGAAGAAAACCUCAAAUAAAAUAAAUGUAACAUAGAAGGUGGUAGAUAAAAUCAAGAGUUGGUGUUCAUCUGCUAGAACAGAAAGUGAAGAUCUGCUCUUUUCUGUAUUCCUUUUAUCAUUUUUGAAUGCUUCUGAGUUUAUUGAGGGUCCUCAGUAGUGAAUCUAAAAGCAGAAACCCUACAUCCUUUGUCUAGAGACAAGUUGGUAGGUAAACAGGGGAGUAAAUACCAUUUAGAGCUUGUGUAGAGCUUGGUGGUUAAAUAAUGUUUUUAUUUCUUCUGAAUCCAGUUGUUGCCAUUCUGUUUUUCCUAUUUAUUCAAGCUCCAUGCCAGCUAAACCUGAAAAAAGUUCCAGAAAGCAAAUAACUCUUUUAAAUUGUAAUCCUUCCCUUCAAAGUAUGCAGAAAAUGUACAAAAUCAACCAAACAGAAAAAAAACCAGAAACUUGGACUUGAAUUUUGAUCCGGCAAGUCAAUGCUAUGGGUAAGAAAUUGUUCAUUUCUUCUAAUUAAACCACAACUUUCCCAUUGCUACGUGUUUCCCAUGUUGGGAUUUUUGCUAAAGCACCAACUAUUAUGGGAUUUCCAUAAAAAUCUCAGAGCUGUAUCACCAUCCUGUACAUGGAAAAGUGACUGCUUCUGAUUCCCUGGUUGUUUUACCCCUUGGUCAGCCUGAAGUCCAGCAAACCAAAAGAAAUCUUGGAGCAGAAACUGGGCUCAGUUCAGCAUCCUGGCUGUUGGGUACUGCAGAUCUCAUUAACUAAUGGUAAUAUUAAGGAAGCACAAAGAUCAUCCAGUGCAUUCAUUUUGGGUGAAGUUUACUAUAAAUUCCUGUAGCAAUCACAUCUGGCUCUUCAGGCUUCCCACCGUUCUGUUGCAUCUACCUGCACUUCAUUUUAGUUGUGUGUUUCGAUGUAACCAAGCUCAUCUCUGUUCCCAUGGCUGCCUGCCUUCUGAUUUCGGUUUUUAUCUUCAGUCCCUGCUAUAGGAUGUGUCUGACAACAUGGGCAGGUGGCGGCUGAGAACUCAGGAUCCCUUCUUUAGCUGGAGAGCUAAUGCACUUGGCAUUUGCUUCCUGUUUAAUGAGCGUGGCAUCAGAAAUAAAGAAGGAAGACAUGAUGAUAGCAGCAGUGAGCAUGCAGAGUUCAGAGGGUGGAUCAGACUCGGCAGCUUCCGUGACACUUCAUCCUUCUGCAUCAGCCCAAGCUCCAGUGGUGCAGCCAGUGCCAGCCUCACAGCAGAGGGUUCUGGUGCAAGCAGCAGGCUCUGCUCCCAAAGGAGCGCAGAUGCAGCAAAUCUCUGUUCCCAGAGUUCAGCAGGUUCCACAACAGGUGCAAUCCGUGCAGCACGUCUAUCCAUCCCAGGUCCAGUAUGUGGAAGGAGAAGCUGUUUAUACCAAUGGAACCAUACGAGCCGCCUACUCCUACAACACCGAAGCUCAGAUUUACGCCCCUAGCAGCGCAGCUUCCUAUUUCGAACCGCAGGGAGGUGGAGCUCAGGUGACUACAGCGGCAUCCUCUCCUACAGCCAUUCCCUCUCACAACAUGGUGGGCAUCACCAUGGACAUUGGGGGAAGUCCGAUCCUCUCCAGCUCGGGAGCCUAUCUCAUUCAUGGGGGGAUGGAAAACACUAGACAUUCUCUGUCACAUACUUCACGCUCCUCUCCAGCAACGCUCCAGUGGUUGUUGGACAACUAUGAGACAGCGGAAGGUGUGAGCCUGCCCCGGAGUUCUCUCUACAACCACUACCUGAGGCACUGCCAGGAGCACAAGCUGGACCCAGUGAAUGCUGCUUCCUUUGGAAAACUGAUCCGGUCGGUGUUCAUGGGGCUGAGGACUCGCCGCCUGGGAACCAGGGGAAACUCCAAAUACCAUUACUAUGGGAUCCGGCUGAAGCCAGAGUCUCCGCUGAACCGCCUGCAGGAGGACACGCAGUACAUGGCCAUGAGGCAGCAGCCCAUUCACCAGAAGCAAAGGUACAGACCAGCUCAGAAGAUGGAUGGCGUGGCAGAAGCCGGUUCCAACAGCAGCCUGCACACAACCCCUGAGCAAUCAGUUGCUGCUCAAAGUCAGCACCAUCAGCAGUUCAUAGAUGUAACCCACGUCUUUCCUGAGUUCCCAGCCCCUGAUCUGGGUAACGUCCUCUUACAAGAAGGGGUCACCAUGAAUGAUGUGAAAACUCUUCAGCUUCUUUACAGGAGACACUGCGAGGCAACUUUGGAUGUUGUAAUGAACCUUCAGUUUCAUUAUAUUGAGAAACUGUGGCAGUCCUUCUGGAGUCCUAAAACACCACCUAGUGAUGGCUCUGCUGCCCUGCCAUCCAGUGAAGAAGAACAUGAAGGGACCCUCCCAAAAGACAAGCUGAUCACUCUGUGUAAAUAUGAACCCAUCCUCAAGUGGAUGAGAAGCUGUGACCACAUCCUGUACCAGGCCCUGGUGGAGAUUCUCAUCCCCGAUGUGCUGCGACCGGUGCCCAGCACACUUACACAGGCGAUUCGUAAUUUUGCCAAGAGUUUGGAAGGGUGGCUGAUGAAUGCAAUGAGUGAAUUCCCCCCCCAGAUUGUCCAGACAAAGGUCGCAGUAGUGAGUGCCUUUGCACAGACGUUGCGGAGAUACACAUCCCUUAACCACCUGGCCCAGGCUGCUCGUGCUGUGCUGCAGAACACUUCCCAGAUAAACCAGAUGCUCAGCGAUCUCAAUCGGGUCGACUUUGCCAACGUGCAGGAGCAAGCCUCGUGGGUGUGCCAGUGUGAGGAAGGCAUGGUGCAAAAGCUGGAGCAGGAUUUCAAGCUCACACUGCAGCAGCAGAGCUCCCUGGACCAGUGGGCCAGCUGGCUGGAUAAUGUUGUUACUCAAGUCCUGAAGCAUCACGAGGGCAGUCCCAGCUUCCCCAAGGCAGCUAGGCAGUUCCUGUUGAAAUGGUCUUUCUAUAGCUCCAUGGUGAUCCGUGACCUCACCUUGCGCAGCGCUGCCAGCUUUGGUUCCUUCCACCUGAUUCGCCUGCUGUAUGAUGAAUACAUGUUUUAUCUGGUAGAGCAUCGUGUUGCCCAGGCAACAGGGGAGACGCCAAUCGCUGUAAUGGGAGAGUUUGGUGACCUCACAUCCAUGUCCCCAGCACUGCUGGACAAAGACCCCAUCAGUGAGCUGGGCAGCGAAGUGGACACGGAUUCCCGGAGCGUGGGGGAGCCGCUCGUGAAGCGAGAACGCAGCGACACGGGGCACUCACUGCAGGAGAUCUGACAGGGGGAUGUGGCUGUUCUCCAGCUGGAUGGAGACAUCUGGAGCCAGGUUUGGCAGCCUCGAGCCUGAGUCUCCCCACGUCUGUGCUAUUAGUGCCUCUUAGUUUCUCUCUCUGUUUACCGCUGUUUGAGGAAGGGCUGCGGGCGGUGAGCCCGGAUGGGGGGCAGAAGGAGGCUCUGCCUGCACCCAGCUCUCUGCCAGCAGCUGAGUAGAGGGUGAAGGACAAAGUCUGCUGAAGGGAGGUUGAAGCAUCUGACUGACUGUGCCUGGCAGGAGAGGCUGUGCCCCACUGAACGAUGGGGCAAAGGAGGCUUUCUCUUUCAGGGAAGGUAAUUUGGAUUUUUUCCCCACUUCUCAGACUUCACUGUGAUACAGACUUGAACCAAUCAGUGCCCAAGAGGAAGGAAAAAUGCCUGACCCUUCUCCUACAGCCUUUUAAGAUGCACUGUCCUGGCUCUGACUUUGCCAAAUCAUUUGUGCUGGGCUGUGGUACCGUGCACCUCUUGAACCUGUCUGGGGCUGUGCUCCGAGCCGGUCCCCACAAGUGGCACUGAUACGUGCCCUGGGACUUGGGAUGAGCCCUCCCUGCUGCCCUCACGUCCUGCCAGCCACGUGUUCCAUCUGCGAGCGAUCCUGGGAUGCUGUCAAACCGACCCAAGAUACCAAAGGACUCCGAGGACGCAACAGCUGGACACCGAGCUGGCUCUGAUGCCCAUGUCUGCAGGGUGGGAUGUUCCCGUCCUCUCCAGGGUACCCACACAGAGGGCAUGAUCUGACACCCUGGGUUCCAGCAGGUUCUGCAGAAUUCCAGCUCGACGUCCUGCGAAAACACCACCGUGGCCCUACACAGGGUGUAUCCAGAGCAUGGGGAGGGUGUGCGACCGCAGUGCCUUAGGACAGGCUGGCAGACCUGCUUCUGCGGUGCUCCACUCCUGCUCCAACCCCGGCCCUGCAGCAGCGAGGGCUCCCUGUGGCCGUGGCUGGCAUCACGCUCAGCACUGCGGGGACGUUUCCCUGCUGUGCCAUCGCUGUGGGGCUGAGCCAAGGCAGCUCUGCACGGCUGCAGGCAGUGGGGGGUCUGUUGUCAAGCCAACUGCAAAAAGCAAACCCCGAGGCAAAUCUUUCUGUGAAUAAAGGCUGUGUCAUAAAUAGCUUUUAUUAUAAUUAUUUCUAAUGAUGUUUUAUAUGGUAUGUUUGAUGUGAGCUUUUCCAGGGGCCUCGUGUACAUUUGCAUAUCAGAGUAUAUUCUAUCCAAAUAUAAUAUUUACUCAUUCAGAGUGUGGUACUAAGGUAGCUGUGACACUUUAAAAGAAAUGGAAAGUAAAAAGAAAGCGUGUACAGUGUACAUCUUUCCCUCUUACUGUUCCGUGCUGGUGUCUGUCAGAGUGGUGUCUGUCUGUUAAUGUCUCCUAUCACAGUAGGAAGAGACAAAUGAGAAGGCUGGAUUUAUGUGUAAAUAAUGAUGGUGAUUACUCCCUGGGUCAGCAUUGCCCCUCACAUCCUGCUGAUAAGAGAUGAUGGUCAAAAAACAACCGAGCAACCAAGUCUUAAAUUCCCCUGCUCCCACAGAGUGUGAUGCUAACUUCAGCUGCUGCAUUGGCUCUAUGGACCAGACCCAACCACCUCCUGCUGAGAUGCUCUGGAGCUGUGCAGCACCAAAAGACGAAUCUGGAUCACCCCCUCAAGUCCACAUGCACAAAAUUCCCAGCUGAACCCGAAUAGCAAUAAAUGUAUAUCAAAUGCUCA